AUGGCAUCCGUGGCACCACCGGCACAGCAGCCGUCGGCACCGGCAGCAGCACCACCCGACGGCGGAGCUGCAACAGGCGGAUCAGCAAGUGCCAAGAAAAAGAACAAGAAGAAGAAGUCGGCGGCGGCCAGGGCUAACGCUGCUGCUGCGGCGGCCGUAUCGGCAAUCCCAGAGCCAAGCGCUGCUGCCACAGCUCCACCCGCCAGCAUCGACACAGCGGCAGACGCCCCCGACGACGACGAUGCGGACGUGCCGGACAACGCGCCUGAGAUAGAAUCGAGUGCUCGCAAGGACGGCCACGUAGAUGCGAACACGUCUGCCGCCAGCCCGAAGAAGCCCGAGACAAACGGGAACGGCCAUGCGCGGCAAGCUUCGACAGCAAACGGAGACACAGCCGAGCGGGUAGACGGAGCUGAAGACGAAAAGGACGACGCCAUAGCCAACGGAGACGCCACAAACGGCACAAACGGCAGGCAGAGAGUACGGACAGCGUCAUUACGACAGACGAGCGAUCAAGACGCCAUGGCAAAAGAGGCAGGCGGCGAUUUGGCGCUGCACGACGAAACAGAAGGGCUACGAGAGCAGGUAGAGGCGCUGUACAAAGCACAGGAGGCGCAGAAAGAAGAGAUGGAGCAGUUGCGGGCGGAGCUGGAAGAGAGCGAGGCCGGACGCGAGCAGGCGGAGACGCAAUACCAGAAUCUGCUGGGGCGGGUGGAGAAGAUCAAGGAGACGCUGGGCGAGCGGCUGAAGCGGGACAGACAGGAGCUGGAAGAGGCCAAGGACCGAGUCGAGGAGCUCGAGGGGCAGAACGAGGGACUGCGGCAGGGCGGCGAAGCGGCCGAGGCGGCAGCAGAAGCAGCCGAGAGAGAGGUGGAGCGGCUGCGCGGCGAGCUGGAGGCGGCAGGGCGGGAGCAGAGCUCGGUGCGAGGACGGGCGCAACUGGCGCAGCAGAACUGGCAGCGUGAGAGGGAGGAGCUGGCGCGACAGGUGCAGCAGCUGCGGGCGGAGCUGGAGUCGACGAGCGGAGCGAUGGGCGAAUGGGAGGUGAUCGCGAUGGAGGAGCGGUCGUUACGGGAAGGUCUGUCGGAGAAGACAGCAGAUCUGGAAGAGCAGCUGGCGACAGCACGAGAACAGAGCGAGCGGGCGCUAGAGGAGCGCGACGGAGAGGCGCGAGCAGUCGACAGUCUGCAGCGGGCGCUGCAGGAGAUUCAGGAGGCGCGGAAGCGAGAGCUGCGCGAGAUGGUGGAGUCGUCAGAGGCACAGUUGGAGGCGGCCAAGGCGCGAGUACAGGCGGCAGAGGCGGCAGCCGAGAAGGCAGAGGCAGAAGCGGCGAGGCUGCGCAGCGAGAACGAGCGGACGGCACCAUUUGAGCGCGAGGUCAAGGAGAAGAACCUGCUGAUCGGCAAGCUACGGCACGAGACGAUUGUGCUGAACGACCACCUGACCAAGGCGUUGCGGUACAUUAAGAAGAACAAGCCGGAGGAGAACGUGGACAGGUGCGUUUUUGUUGUUUUGUUUCCUCUCCUCUUUUUUUCUUUUCUUUUUUUCGUUUCCUUUCUCUCCUCUAACAACCACAGACAAGUGGUGACCAACCACCUGCUGCAGUUCCUGGCGCUCGACCGGUCGGACCCGAAAAAGUUCCAGAUCCUGCAGGUGAUAGCCGGCGUGCUCAACUGGACGGAGGAGCAGAAGGAAAAGGCCGGACUCGCUCGGCCGGGCACGUCCAACCUCAGCCUGCGGCUGCCGACGUCACCGUUUCACCGAACACCCAGCACGCCGUCGCUCAACACGGAGUUCUUUGCCGAACAGGGAUCAGGCAGCCGCGAGUCGCUCGCCGACCUGUGGGCUGGGUUCCUGGAGCGGAGCGUCGAAGAGGCCGAGUCGGAGACGUCAGGGCCGCCAUCGCGGAAAGGGAGCUUGCCUAGGGGUGGGUGA
Messenger RNA from Grosmannia clavigera kw1407, 1935 nucleotides. RefSeq names its product golgi matrix protein. Gene Ontology annotation, biological process: endoplasmic reticulum to Golgi vesicle-mediated transport; Golgi organization. Gene Ontology annotation, cellular component: Golgi apparatus. NCBI's taxonomy places the organism in Eukaryota, Fungi, Ascomycota, Sordariomycetes, Ophiostomatales, Ophiostomataceae. Bases 1 to 1935 code for a protein of 644 amino acids. The record is from RefSeq and is a predicted model, not a curated record. Gene Ontology annotation, molecular function: small GTPase binding. The transcript has 3 exons.